Messenger RNA from Phlebotomus argentipes, 2539 nucleotides. Its product is annotated as sodium-coupled monocarboxylate transporter 1-like. Bases 720 to 2465 code for a protein of 581 amino acids. Gene Ontology annotation, biological process: sodium ion transport; transmembrane transport. Gene Ontology annotation, cellular component: membrane. The record is from RefSeq and is a predicted model, not a curated record. Gene Ontology annotation, molecular function: symporter activity. Lineage: Eukaryota; Metazoa; Arthropoda; Insecta; Diptera; Psychodidae. The transcript has 8 exons.
UUCAGAAUGUCAGAAAAUCAAGCUAAUUCUGUUCAUAUUUGAUCCCUCUGUCAGCGUCAUAAAUAUUACUCACUUGAUGAGAGUGAACAUUUAAUUAAUUACUUCACAACCGGACUGUUAGAGAGUAAUUCAAUCUAGAUCAUCACUUGAGAUAAAUGCAAUAAAGUCAUUUAGAUUAGAGUAAAUCCUUUCGCGAGAGACGCUUUUUGUUCACUUCGCAUCUGAUUUAACACUCUUAUUUUAAGGGAAUUCGCGUCAAGAUCAUCUUGAUGUCACACAGUUGAAUCAGUGACGACACAAUUUGGCGACACACUCAGAGUUUGGUAAUCCCAAAAAGCUCACACGCGCUUCUGCACCAAUUGACCGCGAAAUGAUUCAAUCAAGAGCGAGGGAUAUGAUGUAGAUUCGUAGGGAAUCUGUGAGUUGUGCGAACCACCACAUGGCAAGAACGAUGAUACAGUUAGGACCGGACCAACACAUGAUGUGCACAUCACACCGUCAGCCUCGGCGGUGGAUUUAUUAGUGUCGCUAUGCAAGAUCGCCAAUUUACAUGCGACAAGUUAAUACACGAAUGUAAUUUGGUACAUGUGGAAGAGUGAUGUGAUGGGUUUAUUCGCCACCCAGCCAGAGUUUGGCGUGAGAUCGCGCGCGCCAGUCGUUGAUUGUUUCCCGUGCAGUGGACCCGACUUCAAGACCCGCACACUCUCCCUGGCCACAAAAUGCAGAGUCUCGAGGACUUGAUUCUGCGCUCGCAGAAGUUCUCCCUUCCGGACUACCUUGUCUUCGUCACGAUGCUCUUCUUCUGCAUCCUCAUUGGCAUCUACUUUGGCUUCAUCAAGAAUGUCGACACGGAAUCCGAAUAUCUCGUUGGUGGUCGACAAAUGCAAGUGUUUCCAAUUGCAUUAAGUCUCAUUGCAAGUUUUAUCAGUGGAAUCACGCUUUUGGGCCUCCCAACGGAAGUCUAUUCCUACGGAAUACAGUAUUUGUAUGUGAUUUCGGGGGUGCUCUUGAUGGGAAUCACCUUCACCGUCGUGUAUCUGCCCGUCUUCCAGGGACUCCACAUCACAUCCAUGUAUCAGUACUUGGAGAAGCGCUUCGACAGACGCCUGCGACUCUACGGAUCCAUAAUGUUCACCAUCAUGAAUGUGUCUUACUUGCCAAUUGUGAUCUAUGUGCCUAGCAUAGCGUUCAAUCAAGUAACUGGCGUCAAUAUUCACAUCUGCUCAAUAAUGCUUGUUGUCGUCUGUGUGUUCUACACUUGCGUGGGUGGUUUGAAGGCCGUUGUCUGGACGGAUGUAGUCCAAUGUUCACUCAUGUUCACCGCCUUGAUUCUGGUCGCCGUUAAGGGGACAUUCCACGUAAAUGGGCCGGAAAUUGUGCUAAAGAGCGCUCUCGAGACUAAUCGUAUCGAGCCCCCGAUAUUCGAUAUUGAUCCCACGAUUCGGCACUCCUUCUGGUGUCUCUCCGUCGGAGGGCUGUUCUACUGGGUGCAGACCAACGCCAACAGCCAGAACAUGAUUCAGCGUUAUCUGGCGCUUCCGUCGCUGCGCGAGAGCCGCAAGGCAGUGUGGAUAUUCGUCACUGGCGUGAUCCUUCUCAUGCUUCUGUGCGCCUACAACGGCCUCCUAAUCUUCGCCACAUAUCGCGAUUGCGAUCCGCUGACCACGAAGCUCGCCAAGGCCAGGGAUCAGCUCCUGCCGCUGUUCGUGAUGGACACUCUGGGUGAAUUGCCUGGACUGUCCGGCAUGUUCAUCGCCGGAGUGUUCAGUGCUGCGCUCAGUUCCCUCUCCACCUGCCUCAAUUCCAUGUCCGCGGUCGUGCUGGAGGACUUCUGCAAGCCCUUCACACGAACGCCGCUCUCCACCACGGCCACCAUCUGGAUCAUGCGCUCGGUGGUGGUUGGCGUGGGGGCGCUUUGCGUCUGUCUGGUGUUCGUUGUCGAGAAGCUGGGAACUGUGCUGCAGCUCACAAUGAGCCUGGAGGCCAUCACGAAUGGGCCCCUCUUGGGCAUCUUCACCAUCGGCAUUCUACUGCCCUCCAUCAACGGAACGGGCGCUCUGACUGGCGGAAUCUUUGGCGUGCUUCUCAUGAGCUGGAUCAGCCUCAAUGCGCAAUGGGCAAUUGCUUCGGGAUCUCUGAAAUUCGACACGAAACCCAUGUCAGUCGACGGAUGCAACUACUUAUUCAACUACACCUCAACAAUCUACACCACACAAACUCCAAUUGAUGUAGAAUCGAGUGUUAUGCCGCUCUACAGGAUCUCUUACAUGUGGUACACAGCCUUGGGCGCGAUAUCCACAAUUAUUGUGGCUUUUCUGGUCAAUUUGGUGCUGGGAGGUAAUGAUCCUCACCUCAUUGACGCCUCGCUAAUAUCACCCAUCAUUCGAAAGUACUACGGCUGCACGCCGAAGCCAACAAAUGAAGAGGAGACGAUAAAGGAUGUUGUAGAAGAAUCGUAUUUGUAGAGCCAAUUGUGAUGUCUUUUUGCCAAAUAAACACUUUCUAUACUGUUCCAUUCCGAUGACCGAAAAUCAGAGAC